AUGUCGAAGCUUUGGAGAACUGUGGAGCAUUUGAAUGAAUCAAUUCCACAUGACAUUGCAGCAAUCGGAGUCAAAGGACCUAAUGCUCCUCUUCCAAUGGUAAUCAAACUCCAAGUCAACAACUUCUCUGUUCUCAGAGUCGUCGUCAAUGAGGGAAGUUCCAUCAACAUUCUCUACUUGUCAGCAUUUUUGAAAAUGGGAUUAUCAGAGUCAAUGUUGAAACCAUUUAAAACCUUUCUCAAAGGUACUAUUGGAGAAACUGUAUCUGUCAAAGGAUAUAUUGAUUUGGACACAACAUUUGGUAAAGGAGGGAACACCAAGAUAAUCAAGGUAAGGUACUUGGUUGUUGAUUCACCAUCUGUUUAUAAUGUUGUUAUUGGCUUGCCUGCUGCUGCUGAUUUGGGAGCCGUCAUCUCAACGUUACACCUCGCCAUGAAAUAUCCUGUCGGAGAUGAUAUGGUCGGAGUUGUCAAGGCCGAUCUCGAGAUGGCCAAAAAGUGUUACGAUAUGUGUCCUAAUGCUAUUUAG
Molecule: messenger RNA, 528 nt
Organism: Trifolium pratense (red clover)
Lineage: Eukaryota; Viridiplantae; Streptophyta; Magnoliopsida; Fabales; Fabaceae
Exons: 2
Coding region: 1-528 (175 amino acids)
Source: RefSeq, a predicted model, not a curated record